AUGGCCACUAUUGAAGAAAUCCCAGAAAACGUCGAAGUCGAAGAAGAAGAGACUACCACCACCACUGAUGCCAACCCACAAGCCAGAAAGACUUCCCGUGGUGAGAAGAAGACCAGAGGUGCUAUGGCCAAGCUCGGUAUGAAGCCAGUCCCAGAUAUUAUGAGAGUUACCCUCAAGAGCCAAGGUUUCUUGUGCAUUGUUGCUCAACCAGAAGUCUACAAGGCUACUGGAUCAGAUACCUAUGUGAUCCUUGGUGAAACCACUUUCGAAGAUCCAAAUGCCACCCGUGCCUCCAAGGCCGCCAAGAAGGUUGAGGAAACCGCCAAGUCUGAGGCUGAAACCACCACCACUACCACUACCGCCACCGCUGAAGUUGAUGACGAAGAUGUCGACCUCCAAGGACUCGAUCCAAAGGACGUUGAGGUCGUCAUGAAGGAAGCCAAGGCUUCAAAGGCUAAGGUCGUUGAGGCUCUCAAGAAGACCGGUGACAUCGUCUCUGCCGUCUUGGAAUUGACCAGCUAA
Messenger RNA from Heterostelium album PN500, 522 nucleotides. It is a transcript of the gene nacA, whose product is annotated as putative nascent polypeptide-associated complex alpha subunit. The record is from RefSeq and is a predicted model, not a curated record. The transcript has 2 exons. NCBI's taxonomy places the organism in Eukaryota, Evosea, Eumycetozoa, Acytosteliales, Acytosteliaceae. Gene Ontology annotation, biological process: protein targeting to membrane. Bases 1 to 522 code for a protein of 173 amino acids. Gene Ontology annotation, cellular component: cytoplasm; nascent polypeptide-associated complex.